This is a messenger RNA of Limulus polyphemus (Atlantic horseshoe crab), 2591 nucleotides long. RefSeq names its product dual specificity protein phosphatase 22-B-like. Lineage: Eukaryota; Metazoa; Arthropoda; Merostomata; Xiphosura; Limulidae. The coding region runs from base 868 to 1437 and encodes 189 amino acids. Gene Ontology annotation, molecular function: protein tyrosine/serine/threonine phosphatase activity. Gene Ontology annotation, biological process: protein dephosphorylation. The transcript has 5 exons. Gene Ontology annotation, cellular component: cytosol. The record is from RefSeq and is a predicted model, not a curated record.
CGAAAUGAAAGAUAUACCACAAAGCGUCUCGAAACUUAUAGAUGACUGGCUGAUAAGAUUAUGAGUGACCUGUAAGAUGAGAACAGUUUGACAUAGCCAGUCUGAUAGAUCAAGAAAUAUGUGAAUUUAUCGAAUCUCUGUGGAACAAAUAGCUUAUUCUAUACUGUUGUUUAAUGCAAAUUUUUUAUAAGGCCAGACGACGAUUUUAUAACUAAUAUAUCAGAUUGUCGAAAAUUGUGAAAUACCAGCACCUGAAGACGCGAAGGAUCGAGAAAUAAUGGCGGUAAAGCGAUCUAGUUAAAAUGUUUAUUAAUUGGUAUAGACUUUAACGCUGAAAUGUAAUCAGAUGACUUGAUAAAAAAGAAAUCUACAUUUCGUGUUUCAGUUAGACUUGGAGCAGUAAAUCUUUUUCAGCAUCAGAAGGCCUGAAAAAUAUUUAGGACCUUUGCCCACUUUGAAAGACCUAUUAUCACACAACUUUAGAAGCCGUCAAACUCAAAGCAUUGGACUGAGAUCCAGGUAUAAAGGCAUUUAUACAAAUUUGUUUAAACUUGAGAGUAUAUUGGUUUUAGCUUUUUUCAACAGUGUUCAAAUACUAAAAGAUGACUAAAAUGUGUUUUUAAAGAAGGCUUAGACAUUUGUGUUUGUUCGGAAUUACCAGAAUCGUCAUUGUCUAAUUGUAUUUAGAGAAAAAGAAAAAGUCACUUUUAGUACAGGAUCACUCGUUUUCUUCAACGGUAAUCUUAAUACCUGCUUUAUCAUGAUGAAAACUGAGUUAUCGAAACAAAAUGUAGAAAGAUCGAGAGAAAAAAAAUCAUGAAAUAACAGCAGAAGCGAAUUCUAAGACAACACAACGUAGCCUCCAUCAUGGGAAACAGGAUGAACAAGGUCCUACCAGGUUUAUACGUUGGAAAUCUACGAGACUCAAAGGACCAGGAGCAACUAAGAGAAAACAACAUAUCUCACAUAAUUUCUAUUCACGACAAUGCCAAGAAAGUGCUUGAGGACAAGACGUACCUUAUUAUCCAAGCGUCUGAUUCGCCCUGUCAAAAUCUGACUCAAUUCUUUCCCCGGUGUAACGACUUUAUCCACAGUGCUCGGACGAACGGAGGGAAUGUUUUAGUUCACUGUUUAGCAGGCAUGUCCAGAAGCGUAACAGUGGCCGUAGCGUACAUCAUGUCUGUGACGUCACUGGAUCACAAGACUGCUCUGAAGGUUGUGCGAGGAGCCAGGAAUGUGGCUAACCCUAACUUUGGCUUCCAGAAACAAUUACAAGAAUUCGAAACCAGGAAACUUUCCGAGGAAAGAAAACGAUUAAGAAGCAAGUUUACGUUGGGAUCACUCGAAGAAGACGAAGAGGAGUGUCGAAAACUUCUGUUACUUUAUAACAAUACCGUGGUGCCCCAGAACCCCAGCACCUCGACUCAUGUCUCAUAAAAAAAGAUUCCCCUUUUUUUACUCUGAUUGGAAACCACUUGUAGAGUCUUUAAAGUUUAACCAAUAUUUUGUGACGUCUUCUGCGAAUAUAUAUUAAUCACUCAAUUAAUGUAAGUUUUUUUUUUGUCACUAGAUGGUGCUCUAAACUUUUUUAGAGCACGACUGCAACUGGAACUUUGCAUUGAAAAAUUUAAUUUUGUCUUUCUCAGUUAGUGGGGUUUUCUUCUAAAAACAAAAACAAGCAAAACACUGAUACCUUUUAUAUAACGCAAAUGUUGACUCAUUGCUAGGUUUUUCAUGUAAUCGUUUUAUAUUGGAAGUGUGGUACGCAAAUGUUGACUCAUUGCUAGGUUUUUCAUGUAAUCGUUUUAUAUUGGAAGUGUGGUAUAGAUCUCUAUUUAUCAUUGUGCUUACUUCAUGACGUAAUUUUAGAUAUGCGAGUAAUUCGUAUAUUUAAUUAGGUUUAUAGGAACAUUAAAAGAAAGUACUGAUUUAAUUCAGAUUAUCUUUUUUUUUAGUGUCUCCCUCUAAGUAUAAAACCUGAACAAUAUCAACUAUAUUUUAGAUACUAGAAGAGAAAGUAGUCUUAGUUGACUGGGUUCUUUGUUGUACUGCUGAAGUUUGUGGUGUAAAAUAAGAACCGUUCGUUGUUCGAAGACGUAAUAUCAGAUUUUCGUUAUAUAAACUUUUUUUCAAGCUAACACAGUGAUUUUGUUUCACCUUUUCGAAGCCCUUGUACUUUAUAUUUUGGCUAUACUCGUACUUACCAUAAUCCGAGAGACAGGCAGUUCUAGAAAGGCUUGUUAUAUUAGUGCAAGUCCUAUUUUUGUGAUGAGUGUUUUAGAUUUAUCUUUAAGGAAAAGCCAAACAGGAAGAUGUUUUAUUAUGAUCUAUUCAAUGUUGUAGCUGCACCAGUAACGUCAUAUGAUGGUGCUAUACUUGAGCUAAUAAUGAUAAAAACUAGAUGAAUGUUUAACUCUAUUGUAUUUAUUCGGCAGACUUCAUAAUAAAAGUAAGAAAGAAGUGAAAUUUAAAAGUAUUUUGGGGUCAAUUUUUUCGAAUCGGGAACACUUGCAAAGUUUCUAUACCGAAGUGUUUGUUUAUUUGUUUCUGAAUUUAGCGCAAAGCUAUACAAGGGCUAGCUGCGCUAGCCG